Lachancea mirantina is the source of this 3060-nucleotide messenger RNA. NCBI's taxonomy places the organism in Eukaryota, Fungi, Ascomycota, Saccharomycetes, Saccharomycetales, Saccharomycetaceae. The record is from the annotation of a GenBank genome assembly.
AUGAAAAGGCUUUUUUCGGGUCCCAAGUCACCGACGUUAGAUUUCUUGUCGCCGCCUAAACCGUUUCAGGACGCUGAAAAAGGCGGGCAAAGGUCUAGAUCCUCGUCUUUCUCACGAGUUUUUUCGUCGUCUGACAGUUCCCCGCGACGUAGUCCGGGAGCUCUCGACGACGUCGCAACACCGACGUCGUCGGUGACGCCUGAACUCGUCCCUAUUGUCACACUGUUGUCAGCCCAGGCACACCGGCGGUAUCACGAAGGAAUUUUUUUGAUUCUGAAGGAUCUCAAUAGCGACGGGUCUCCAGCUGAAAGAAAAUGGAAAGAAGUGUAUGCUGUUCUGCUGGGCACUCAGCUGGCGUUAUGGGAUGCUAGGCUUUUGGCUGAGAACAAUCACGAUCCGGACAUGCUAAUGAAAGCGACUUCCAAGCCCACUUACAUCAACUUGACGGAUGCCAACUUUAGGCCGCUCGAUUCCAAAGAAAAUGUCGUUACGGGCAGCGAUAAGAAACUGAAGAAUAGCAUAGUGCUGUCGACGACACUCAAAAACAGGUAUUUCAUUCAACUGAGUGAUAAGGAAGCUUUCAACCAAUGGCAUGGGGCCAUGCGACUGAGCGCAUUCGAGUUCACGUCGCUGCAAGAGGCUUAUACUGGCGCUUUCCUUUCGACCAAAGGAUCAAAGCUCGGAGAUAUUCGUGUUAUCCUUGCGGACACCAAAUUUGAUUAUGAAGACUGGGUCAGUGUAAGAUUUGGUGCCGGUAUGCCUUGGAAGCGUUGUUAUGCCGUUAUUUCUCAACCAACCAAGAAAAGCUCUAAAGGCAAACGCUAUUGCGGUGAAAUUAACUUCUUCGAAAACGAUAAGAAAACGAAAAAAUCACAGGCGAUGACCACAAUCAAAGAUGCAGAUGCAAUGUAUGCUCUUUAUCCAUCGUCUCCCACGUUGAUUGAUUCUUCCACUAUAAUAAAACUUGAGGGUUCUGUUAAGUUCGGUAAAAAAGAUGAGCCUAAACAAACUGACAUUUUUAUAAUGCCCGAAAAGCAUUAUGCUGUUCCUGGCUAUGAUACUAUCAUUCGGUUUUUGGUGCCCAGUAUGAACGCAUUUCAGCUCUAUGGUAGACCCGAACGUUUGAUUGCCGACAGGUCCAAUUUCGACUCAUUACUUUUCGGAUUACCAACCUUACCUCAUGUCCACUAUUUGCAAACCGAAGAUUUGCACCCUUUGAUCAAUUCAGUUUCAAGCAAAGAUUGGUCUGUUUUGGAAUGGAGAAAGCAUAUUAAGACCAUUUUGUCUAAAAGACUCAAUAAAGGAUACACCGGAUGCGGAUCUAGCGAAGGAUUAACAGGUGCACUUUCGUCACCUGCCAUCAGUACCAACGAAUUGUUCGACACUACUCCCAUCCAGACCUCGCCUCUGAUAGCUACCGUAGCGAAAUUUAGUGGAGAACAGCACUCUGAUGGUGUCAGUACCCCUGUGUCUUUGAGAGGUCCCACAAAUUUAAGAAAUGUGGUCGACUCAUUUUCUGACGUCGAUGACUCUGAACGGAAUCGUCCAAUGACGGACAUGAAUGUUUCAAAUGGUUUGGCAGAUCCAUCUAUGCUUGAGAGGAAGCAGAAGGAGAGGGUUUUGAAAGCCACGAAACCAACCAUUGAGAUUCAGCACUCGAACUUUGAGAGUAUUGAGCAAAUGACUGCUCCUAACGAUUCUAAAAUAAGCAGCUCUCAUGGUUUAAUGUCGAGAAAAUCGGAGCUAUCUAACAUUUACGACAAAUAUGCGGAAGAUCCUUUCGGCUCUACAGGCGGGGUGCGGCCAUUGGCGGCGUCAGAAUCUGAUAACCGGGAUUCAGUUGGCGCUUACGAUAAGUAUAUGGGAUCUCCAAACGUGAAAAAGUUUGACAUUUCUACCUUAAGGCACUCCGAUAGUUCUGAGGCGACAGAGCACACGCGUCACUCAGGAUCUUUCAAAGAAACCCAAAGUAGAUCCAAAACAAAUGGUGAAGCUCUCACAUUUAGACAAAACAAGGACGACGUAUUGGGAGAUUUUUACAGUCUUUCAGAACAAAUCGCACAGAUUGAUCCUCAAAAUUCAAUCAAAAGUAAAGACUUGGAUUCGCGACAAUCUGAGGACUUUAAUUUUUUGGCGAGUGGUAAUGAAACUGGCGAGGACAACGUUUUUGAUCCGGAUUUCAUGGAGCAGAACCAAAUGUUGGAAACUGAAAGUAGUUAUGCUUUGAAUGAGAAGAAAUUUCAUCAGAGUGAAGAGGAUCUCACCGGAAACCAGCAGGCUGACUACCAUGACAUGCGAUUGCAAUCCAGUUACGUAACAGAGCCUCGUCCUCUGCCUAAAAUUCGCGGGCAGGCGGGUGAUAGAACUCCCGUUAAGCAGAUUCCGGGCUCGCAAGUUGACUCAAGGGGGAAAUCACAGGGAGGAAUAAGGCAUUCUCCAGGCUAUACAGACUUAAGUGCGCCAAGACAGGAUAUAGCAGCCGCGAGAAGUGGGACCGUCACGCCCACUAAAGGCCAAUCACAGCCAAUGGCUGGACGUCCCCCGCCAACUAUGGUACCACAUGCCGUUAGCAAGCCUCCUACGAUGCAAAUGCCUCGCAGACGAGCAGCUCACCAGCAAAUUGGGCAGCAAAUGCCACAGCAAAUGCCACAUCAAAUGCCACAGCAUAUGCCACAUCAGAUGCCCCAACCAAUGGCUCAACAGAUGCCCCAGCCAUCCAAUCUCGCAUCGUUUCCUAGACCGAUUGGCCAGAAUGGACCUUACACAAAAACGGAUGGUCGACCUCCUUAUUCAAACUGGCCUAGUGGCUCGCCUGCAGGUUAUCAGCCUCAUAAUUACAAUAUGGGCCCACAAUUUGCGCAACAACCUGUGUUUUCUAAGCAAAAUGUUAUGCCUCGGCCUCAAGGUUACAAUAAUGCGCGUAUAAAUCAGGGUACCAUGGGCGCACCAAGCAAACCCGCUCAGAAGCCUCGGUCACCAAUGACAGGUGGGUUUUCCCAGUAUAUGCCUUCGACGGCCAACCAAACGAAUCCAUAUGUUGCCAAUCCAUAUUCCAAUUAA